Anopheles arabiensis is the source of this 991-nucleotide messenger RNA. RefSeq lists its product as uncharacterized. The coding region runs from base 1 to 834 and encodes 277 amino acids. Gene Ontology annotation, molecular function: zinc ion binding; nucleic acid binding. Lineage: Eukaryota; Metazoa; Arthropoda; Insecta; Diptera; Culicidae. The transcript has 3 exons. The record is from RefSeq and is a predicted model, not a curated record.
AUGAAAAUUGAGGAACGAUCGUCAAACAGCUCCAGUUCCCAGAACCCACGUAUUGAUGACGCCGUAGUGACGAACAAUAGAAAACACGAGGAACCAGCCGCCAUUUCGGUGAAAGAGAAAAUCGUUCCUCCCAAAGAUGGCAGCUUGGCUGAAAACGAUUCUCAUCGAUGGGAACUAUUUGCACUACGCGAGAAAAUCAAGGAAAUGGAACAGCGACAAGUGAAAGUGGAAAGCGGCAGAUUGGCGUUUCCCGAUCGCUGCAAUGACGCUGUGAUUCACAGCCAACUAGCCGCAGCUUACAAAAAGUCCGCCGAAUCAUAUACAAGUUACGUGUAUCGGGUUAACGCGUUGGGGAAGUCAGGCAAUGUGAGUGACGAUGCUAUUAUCACUUACGCCAUUAGAGGACUAUCCCGUGAUCCUCUCUACGAUAGUCUCGUCACAAAGGACUACAGCAACAUAUAUGAUCUGAUCGACAACAUUAAGCGCUGUGAAACACAUUUAUUGAUGCGCAAAAAUAUAGAACGCCGCAUUCCUUCUGCCCACUACUCAAAUUUUUCGAGAUUAGUGGCCCCGAGACAGGCGCCAACAGAAACACCUCGUUGUUACAACUGCUCAGAUUUUGGACACCAUUCAUCACAAUGUACUAAACCUCGUCGAGCCUUGGGUUCCUGCUUCCGAUGCGGCAGUACAUCUCACGUCAUCCGUAACUGUCCCGACGUAGUUAGACGACAACCAACAGCAGCCGCAGUUCAGAGCAACGAAAAUGAGACACCGAAUGUAGAUGACGCGAAUAAUGGAAACGUUCUGCAGCUCGAUGCCUAUCAGGAGUGCUAAAAGCUUCGUCAAUGAAGAUAUAAUUCCAAAAACAAAACUACAUACUCCCAUACCGAGCGGAUUUCGUGGAAUAGGGAAUAGUAACCUUCAAACACUUGGAAACAUUGAAUUACAAAUACGCUUUCGUAAUGAAAUCCGUACUCAUACUUUCAUUAUU